CUAGCCGCGCCAGUCAGUUCAGUCCCCGUCGCUGCGAUGUCGGUGGCGCACGCCACGCCGCACGCUCCCCUACUUUACUUUACGUUACGAGGAUCGCGCCGAUUCUUUCCAAACUAAUAAAUCACGCGAAGCGAAGUAAACCCUCACGAACAGAUUAUAACUCGAUAUGAGAUAACAAGCUUGCGGUCAGUGAUUAAUUGUUGGGAGUCAGUCCGAAUGAUUGGAACGGAAGCGUAAUCUCCGAGUUUUGGAUUAGUUGCGUGUAAUGUAAACAGAGGAACAUUCGAAGUUUUCGUGUAUUGUUUGUUGACAUUAGCGGUGGAUGCAUGGCGGUAUGAUGGGCAGGCGGGCGCGGGCGUAGCUGGUGCUGCAGACAUGCGGGCGGCGGCGCUGCUGGUGCUGGCGGGCGCGCUGGUGGUGGCGCGGGCUGACUCCUGGACCACCUACCAGGAGCAGCCGUGCUGCCGGCCCGUCUCGCACCACCGGGUCCGGCACCACAGAGAUCACAUCCGCGAGUUUACAUGCGGCAAUCUCUUCUACCGCACUCUGUACGUGAAUGAAGAGAGGAAUACGCUUUACGUCGGUGCUAUGGAUCGAGUAUUCAAACUGAACAUGUCGGAUAUAAGUCAAUCGCAUUGUGAGAGAGAUGCCCUCCUACUAGAAGCAAGCAACGUGGCGCGAUGUGUAAGCAAGGGCAAGUCGGAGCCCUUCGAGUGCAGGAACCAUGUCCGGGUACUGCAACCCCUGGGCGACGGGGACAGGCUCUAUGUCUGUGGAACCAACGCGCACAGCCCUAAGGAUUGGGUCGUCUAUUUAAACCUCACACAUCUCCCUCGGCACGAGUACGUACCAGGAGUUGGUUUGGGAGUGGCUAAGUGUCCUUAUGAUCCUGCGGACAACAGCACAGCUGUCUGGGUGAACAAAGGCAACCCUGGAAACCUACCAGCACUGUAUGCAGGGACCAACGCUGAAUUCACAAAAGCGGAUCCCGUCAUAUUCCGCAACGAUCUCUUCGAUCUCAGAACGGGUCAGAAGAAGUUUAACUUUAAAAGGACGUUGAAAUAUGACUCUAAGUGGCUGGAUAAAACCAACUUUGUCGGCUCGUUCGAUGUGGGGGAGUAUGUGUUGUUCUUCUUCCGGGAGACGGCGGUAGAGUUUAUGAACUGCGGCAAGGCUGUGUAUUCGCGAGUGGCCAGGGUAUGCAAGCAGGACACGGGAGGCAAACACAUACUUAGCCAAAACUGGGCCACGUACCUGAAAGCUAGACUGAACUGCAGCAUACCUGGGGAGUUCCCCUUCUAUUUUGAUGAAAUACAGAGUGUGUACCAAAUGCCGGACGACCCCAGCCGGUUCUAUGCGGCCUUCACGACCGGCGCAAGCGACGGUCUAGUGGGCUCCGCUAUAUGCACUUACACUAUGGAGGACAUUCAGGAAGCAUUCGCAGGCCGGUUCAAGGAACAGGCGACGUCGAGUUCAGCAUGGCUGCCGGUGCUGCGGGCGCGGGUCCCGGAGCCGCGGCCCGGCACUUGCGUCAACAACACCGAGGCCCUGCCUGACAACGUGCUCAACUUUAUCAGGUCACACCCACUGAUGGACUCGGCAGUGCGUCACGAGGGGGACACUCCAGCGUUCUACAAGCGGGACUUGGUGCUCACUACGCUAGUGGUGGACAAACAGUUCGUCGACAUGCUGGGCGAUGACAUCACCUACACCGUGUUCUACGCUGGCACAAGUGAAGGUGAAGUGUAUAAGAUAGUGCAAUGGGCCGGAGGCGGUUCAAGAGUAGCAGACGUUUGGAGAGCUUCUGGAGACGAGCCAGUCCGGGCUCUAGCACUUUCUAGAAGAGUCCACUCGUUAUAUCUUGCCACUGAUUAUAGACUACGUCAGUUGCCACUCAGAGCUUGCACGCAUCGUUACGACAGCUGUGUGCGUUGUGUCCUGGACCCCUACUGUGGCUGGGACAAGGAAGUGGGAGCUUGCCGUCCAUACACCCCUGGUCUCCUCCACGACGCCACAAACUCCACUCCCUCGAUAUGCGAGGCCAGUGCCCCUCAGAGGACAGUCAGAGCUGGCUACGGGCAAAGCGUCCACCUCGCCGCUUUCGGAAAGACCCCGGAGGCCUUAAAAGACCAGCAAGUAACUUGGUACCACCAUUCAAGGGAGAAGGGGCGGUAUAAAAUUAAUUUCAACUGGGAGCGGGUUCUAGAAACUUCGGAGCGAGGUCUGGUGCUGCUGUCAGUAACGGAGUCAGACCGUGGACGGUACGAAUGUUACUUCGGACCCACGCUGCUUGCUUCCUAUAACUUGGACAUCGAUGUUCACAGAUGCACUCAGCCAAGCAAGUCGCAGGAGUACAAACAAGUGUACUCGGACUGGUGCCACGAGUUCGAGAAGUACAAGAGCGCCAUGAAAGCUUGGGAGUCCAGACAAAUGCAAUGCUCCAAAAGCCUGAACGCAUCGAGCCAGCAGAACAGUAUGGCGAACGAGAUCGUCGCGUCGCUGCGGUGAUAGGGCACAGCUAGUGAUUAAUGGACGAUUACACACCGCCUCUAACAUAAACUAUCCGAUAUUUCGCCGACAGACCCACUGCCGCUACCAAUUGCCAUCUUGCGAGUUCUUCGCGAGAAACUAAACAAGGAUGAGAAACUCGAAUCAUGUGAGUACGGCGUGAUAACUUUUCCACUACGCAAGCCUAACAAAGUGAAAAGUAUUUCCAUCAGCGACAAAAGCUCGUGCUACCCGUGAGAUGGCCACCCGUAGUAGGGGCACGGCUGCCGAAAGGGGAAUGAUAAUGUAGUAAGGGGAUGAUCUGUUAAAAUAGAUUUGUUGGUCG
This is a messenger RNA of Pectinophora gossypiella (pink bollworm), 2833 nucleotides long. RefSeq names its product semaphorin-2A-like. Gene Ontology annotation, biological process: negative chemotaxis; semaphorin-plexin signaling pathway; neural crest cell migration. The coding region runs from base 376 to 2508 and encodes 710 amino acids. The record is from RefSeq and is a predicted model, not a curated record. The transcript is spliced from 14 exons. Gene Ontology annotation, molecular function: chemorepellent activity; semaphorin receptor binding. NCBI's taxonomy places the organism in Eukaryota, Metazoa, Arthropoda, Insecta, Lepidoptera, Gelechiidae.